UCGCUCCAAGCAAUCAUGAGGGGUGUGUUCCUGUUGCUUGGGCUUGUUGGAUUAUGCAAUGCAUCAGUUUUAACGGUUAACGAUGAAAUUCACAUGCGAUCUAAAAGGAGUUCAGAGUCUGAAAUGACAAGGAUCAGAAACAUGUCCCCCUCAGACAGACCAAACUGUCAACCAGGAGUGACGCCUCCCAAAAUCCAGGUAGACACUACAGAACGGCUAUCUGAUCUUCGCAACCGUUUUACUGCCGCUGGCAUUCAUGGUUACCUGGUGCCUUCCGAGGACGCUCAUCAGAGCGAGUACCCUUCGAACUAUGACCUUCGACGAGAGUUCAUUUCUGGCAUGUCUGGAUCAGCUGGUCGUGCUGUAGUUUUGCAGAACAAGGCUGCUUUAUGGGCGGACGGACGGUACUUUCUGCAAGCUGAGGACGAGCUGGAUUGCCACUGGAUAUUGAUGAAGCUAGGAGAAGAAGGUGUGCCUACCGUGACAGAAUGGAUAGAAGCAAAUCUUAUGGAUGGUCAGAGUUUCGGAGUCAACACAUAUCUCAUUAAAAACGUUGAAUGGGAUGAAAUGUCCAAAGAUCUCGCCAAAAAAGGGAUUACGUUGAAAGGAGUUACGCCGGAUCUUAUAGACCAGAUCUGGACAAGUGGCCGUCCAGACCAGCCAAACUCACCAAUCAACGCCUUACCUCUCAAAUACUCAGGGAAAUCCUGGCAGGAUAAGAUCAACAAUAUGCACGUAGCGAUGGCAGAGAAAGAAGCGGAUAUCAUGAUUGUAACAGGACUGGACGAAACAGCAUGGUUAUUCAACCUCCGAGCUUCUGACAUAGACUACAAUCCAUUUUUUCUCUCGUACGCCAUUGUGAACAGAGCCGCCAAUACCACGAUACUUUACAUAAAGAGUGCCACUAGCAAGCUGACCGCUUCACCUACAGAUGCCGCUACAACUGAAACUGUGCAACAACAUCUCAAUACAGGAGCAAGCGGGUCUUGCAGCGGGCGAACGGGCAUGUGUGUCACCGUUAAGGAGUAUAGCAACCAGCAGUUGCAGAAUGAUAUUUCUUCAGCUGUCUCAACAACAACCGGGUACGUGUGGGUGUCGUUCGGCUGUAGUCGGGCAGUGUACAGCAGCAUUACUGCAGAGAGAGUCAUUCAAGACAACACUCCAAUAGCUCUGCAAAAGGCACAGAAAAAUACGGUAGAACAACAAGGAAUGCGCAACUCACACAUCAGAGAUGCGGUUGCUCUGAUAAAGUUCAUGGCAAAACUUGAGAAAGAAGUUAAAGAAGGGAAGCAUUGGACAGAAGUGAAAGCCGCAGCGGAUCUUAAAAAACACAGAAUGGCGGUUAAGGAUAAUCGUGGCCUCAGCUUCUCCACCAUAGCAGGUUCCGGUUCUAACGGAGCAGUAAUCCAUUACUUCCCCACCAAUGACACUGACAAGGAUAUCACAACAUCUGACAUGCUUCUCCUCGAUUCAGGCGGCCAGUACCUGGAUGGUACCACUGACGUUACCAGAACAUUCCAUUUUGGAACUCCCACAGCCUACGAAAAGGAAUGCUACACCCGUGUCCUUAUGGGUCACGUGGAUUUAGCUGACUUCGUAUUUACUGGAGGUCACUUGGGUCGUGAAAUUGACUCAAUAGCAAGACGACCUUUGUGGGAUGUCGGCCUUCAGUAUCGACAUGGUACCGGACACGGAAUCGGCAUGUACCUGAGUGUGCAUGAGGGCCCUGGACGGAUAUCUUUAUCUCACUCUAGUUUUAUCAGUGAUGAACCGCUUAAUGAAUUCCAGUUCUUCUCCGAUGAGCCAGGCUAUUAUGAAGAUGGACAAUUCGGGAUCCGUUUAGAAAACAUUGUCAUGGUUAAAAAAGCCACAACAAAGUACCAAUUUCCUGGCACUACAUUCUUAACGUUUGAAACCGUUACAAUGGUACCUUAUGAGCCACACCUUAUUGUCAAAGAGCUGUUGAGUCAACAAGAGGUAAACUGGAUCAACGCCUACCAUAAAACAGUUCAGGACACGAUUGGCCCACUCUUGGCUGAUGACGCACUCGCCGCUUCCUGGUUGUCUGCAAGGACAAAACAUAUGACUCUAGAAAACGAAACAGGAAGUGGAAAUCAGCAGACUGCCUUCCUAAGCUUGGUUGCGUUCGCGUUUGUUACACAUUUCAUAUUAUGAUCAAUUCAUUGAGAUUUCUACUUUUCUUACUUGUUCUUUUUUAACUUAAAAGAACUAUUUGAAAAAUAUCACCAGUAGCAGUCCCACAAAAAAGGUAUUUAAUCAAUUCACUUUCGUAUUGUUGGUGCCAUAUAAGCAUGCUACACUUAUUCCUUUUUUAAGAAUAUACAAUUUCAUAUAAACUAUAUAUUAUGCUUGUUCUGAACACGCUUUAUCAAUUGAUAAAAUAGAGUAUAUAUUCUGUGAAUAAUUUAUAUUCCUGAUUAAUAAUGGCACAUACAAUUUAAGUAUAUAUCCUUGUUUACAACCAGCUAUUUGCGGUAUAACAAAUACGUACUGAUUUAGAAGUAUUCUAUUUAUCAUAGAGUUAAUUUGUAGUAUCUUGUAAAUGUACUUAGUAUAGGGUAAAAAGUUUAAGCUAUAACUUUCAGCAAUACGAAAUCUACUAUUCAGAAAACAUUUGCUUUAAGUUUUGUUUAAAUAUAGAUAUGCAUGAUUCAGAUAUUAUUAUUAGGAAUGAAAUUUGCAUUUAAUAUAACUGAUGUAAAAAGUCCUUUCUGGUGACCCCGUACAAAAUUAACAUAGCGAGAAUUGACGUGAGUGUGAAGUAUGUGAUUAAAGUUAUAUAAUGUACAUGCAUUUUACAUAAGUUAUUGUAUUUCUAAUUGUUAUUAAAACUUUAUCGACUAUACUGAAUGAGGGUCCGAAAUAAUCUUCCCGCUAUUGGUGUUUAAUCAAUAAAUGUAUAAUAAGUUUCCAGGUAUCUCCACUUAUCAGAUAAUUGUCCUACUAUAAUGUCAUAACACUAUUUACAUCCAUUUUUGUCCUGGUGUUCGUGAAAUAGGACCUGGCAAUGUUGUGAUUUUCUAAAACAUCUUAGUAGAUCCAUUAUGGAAAGAGAUAUACAGUCAGAUUUUUAAAAUUUUGUAUCGGUAUAAUGAAAUGCUUUUUCGACAAAUAGAAAAUUAUUCAAGUUAUGUGAUAAACUUUCAAAUUCGUAGGUGGUGAUAAGUCUUGUUUCAUAAUCUUGUAAGAUCCUCAAUGCGCGAAACAGCAUUUAUCUAAUGAUUUGAUUUUCGAUAUAUCAAUCCUAGAUGGGUAUUGGAAUUUUAUCAUCUUUGUCAAUGUUAUUGUCACUAACAUAUAGUUAACGCAAACCAGACCCAGAAUAAUCAACAUGGAAAAAGCUGUCAACACAAAACAAUAAAACAACUCAAUUCUUACACAUGUAGAUGGUUAAUUUUUCAAUUUGCAACUUUAAGCUGACGAAGUAAUCCGAAAACGUAAAUGUUUCUAUGUUAAAAUAUCCUGCUACAAGUUGUAGGUCGUUGUUUCUAAUAAGAUGUUUGUUUUGAAAUACUUAUUUACCUAAGUGUAAUAACAAUAGAUCUCUGAUUUUUAUAAUCUUAUUGUGAUCCUUUCUAUAUUUUCUGCAGAUAUGUUCAUAUUUCUAUGGUUUUGCUAUUAAAAUGACAGAUUUACCUAUUUCAUAAGAAAUUGCAUAUGGCAAAUACAUGCUUUAGAUAAUGUGUUUGUGCUAAUGCACAUUUGUUUGUCAUUUUUGUUAACGAUUGUCGGUCCUCGAGAAUAAACAUGACAUAUAGAUCGUGAAAAUGUAACAAAGAAUAUACUUUUCCAUAAAGAUGAUGUGAUAAUUAGCGAUUGAUGAUAAUGCUGAUUAGAUAUAGUGUUAUAAUUGUUUCAUACAUCCCUACAUCAAUUUAUGUUCUAUUUUAGAUAAACAUGCUUUACAUUUCUGUUUCUGUGUAAAAGAUUUUUGUUUGAAAUAGAAACUAUGCUGACAAAUUUCAUUUGAAAUAAACAAUGUAAAUGUCAUAGAUCAUUGCAUGUACAGUGAUUUUACAGUUGAAUGCAUACAAAAACAGAUUAUCUCGUGACGUAUAUUUAGUUUUUCAACAAACUAGGAACCAGACAACAUAUUAUACAUGAAGAUGAUGGACUCUACACGAAAAUUAUUUUCAUGACUAUACAUUUAUAUAGAUUAAGAGUUAAACUACUAUAUGUGCAUAAACAAGUAGAGAAAAGUACUCUAGAAGACUCAAGCGUACAUCAGAAAACAAAAAUGGUGAUAUGAUCAUUCGGAUAUCGCACUACAGAUAUAGUUGAUAUGGUACCGAGAUGUUGCUACUGAACGAUCGCGGGUAGGUCAAACACGUUCAUUACUGAUUUGUUGUGGAAGUGAUCAUUUAAACAGAAAUAUAGAAAUUAUGUUGCAUAUUCUAUACAUUAGGUGAAAGUGAGUGCAUUUUUCGAGAGUUAAAGCAAGAAACGAUAAUAUUGUAUUAUGCAUAUUGUUAACAGAAUUGUAGUCACAAAAUUAUUAAAAAUUGCUGCUUUUGAAA
Messenger RNA from Ylistrum balloti, 4538 nucleotides. RefSeq names its product xaa-Pro aminopeptidase 1-like. The transcript has 22 exons. The record is from RefSeq and is a predicted model, not a curated record. Gene Ontology annotation, molecular function: metalloaminopeptidase activity. Bases 16 to 2175 code for a protein of 719 amino acids. Lineage: Eukaryota; Metazoa; Mollusca; Bivalvia; Pectinida; Pectinidae.